AAUAUAAUUCCGCUAUCAAAAAUAACGACCUUGAAUUAAUUCAAUAAAUCAUGUAUUUUUUUACUAUAAACUUUCUCAAUCGUCUGUCCGUCGGUUUGGGUAAACAAAAAUUGAUUUAGAUGACGUUAUUAAAUUCGAUAAGCUAGGAAGGUUUUUGACGUAUAUCUCGAGCAAUGAAUCCAGAAGUAGAGAUAAUAUUAAGUAUGACUGCAGGCAUGGCUUAUGAACCAAGUUACAAAGAAUAUUCAGAUUUUCCUUAUACUGAAGAACCUGUAUGGAUUUUAGGCAAAAAAUAUAGUAUAUUACAUGAUUUAGAAGAAUUAAGAGUAGAUAUUUGUUCGAAGAUAUGGUUUACAUACAGGAAAAAUUUUUCCCCAAUAGGUGGAACUGGUCCAACAUCAGAUUCGGGAUGGGGAUGUAUGCUAAGAUGUGGACAAAUGGUGAUGGCACAGGCACUUGUAUUUCGUCACUUAGGCAAAGGUCAGAAUUAAUAAUUGUUUAAAAUU
This is a messenger RNA of Centruroides sculpturatus (bark scorpion), 506 nucleotides long. RefSeq names its product cysteine protease ATG4B-like. The coding region runs from base 174 to 491 and encodes 105 amino acids. The record is from RefSeq and is a predicted model, not a curated record. Gene Ontology annotation, molecular function: protein-phosphatidylethanolamide deconjugating activity. The transcript is spliced from 5 exons. Lineage: Eukaryota; Metazoa; Arthropoda; Arachnida; Scorpiones; Buthidae.